Molecule: messenger RNA, 823 nt
Organism: Danio aesculapii
Lineage: Eukaryota; Metazoa; Chordata; Actinopteri; Cypriniformes; Danionidae
Gene: tstd1
Product: thiosulfate sulfurtransferase like domain containing 1
Exons: 4
Coding region: 105-458 (117 amino acids)
Cellular component (GO): cytoplasm
Molecular function (GO): thiosulfate-thiol sulfurtransferase activity
Source: RefSeq, a predicted model, not a curated record
CACGCUUUACAGUACACUACAGCGCUGUAGGAAAUGGCUUUUAAAAACUUGAAUCACAAGGAAGUAAAGGUUCGACCAUCACCCGGUGACUUCAUAACUUCGACAUGGCAAGCAGCGAUAAUGACAUCUCAUACAGUGAUCUAAAAAGUCUCUUGGCGAAGGGUUCAGUGGUUCUUGUGGAUGUGCGCACAAACGAUGAGGUCGCCAGAGGGACUAUUCCAGGCUCCAUCCAUAUCCCAGUGGGAAAUGUUGGGCAAGACUUGUCGCUGGAUGCAGCUGAAUUCCAGUCUAAGUUUGGUGUAAGUAAGCCGCCCUUGGACUGCACAGAACUGGUUUUCUUCUGUCAGUUGGGCAGACGCGGAGCUGCUGCCACAGAGAAAGCCAAAAGCCUGGGAUUUAAGAAUGCUCGUAAUUAUGCUGGGGCCUACAAGGAAUGGUCAGAAAAAGAAGGCAAAUGAGAAACCUCGAAUCUCUUGGAACUCAAUGAAUGCAGCUUAAAAAGAACAAACUUCAGGGACCUUACUGUUACACAAUUAAAGAGAUAGUUCAACCAAAACUGAAUGUUCUGUCAUCAUUUACUCUCUCUUCACUUGUUCCAAACCUGAGUUUCUUUCUGUUGAACACAAAAGGAUAUAUUUUGAAGAAAGCUGGAAACCUGCAGCCAUUGACUUCCAUAUUAGUUGAUUUUCCUUCUAUGGAAGUCAAUGGUUACACGUUUUUAGCUUUAUUCAAUAGUGUGUACAUUUUCAUUUUUGGGUGAACUGUCCCUUUAAUGCAACCAAAAUGCAAAUGUAUUUUAAUAAAGUCUGAUAAUUAAAUAAAA